AUGUGGGCGCCUGCCGCUGGGCAGGUGCGGGUGUCGGUGCAGACCCGCCUCUGGCCGGGGGCGCCGCAGGGCCCAGCCAGUCUCACCGCCGCUGCCGCCGCUGCCGCCCCCGUCCCCGGGAAGCCCCCUUCGCGCCCGCACGGACCCGCCUCCGGGAAGCCCCCCGUCUCCCGCCCCCGGGAAGCCCCCGGCCGGUGUCGGCGCGCGGCCGGCGAGACCCUGCGAGGCCGAGACCCUCCCGGAGCGGCGCGGGGCGGGCCCAGGGCGCGUGUGCGGGGCGGUCUCCCUGCGCUGCGGGGCCUGCGCGCUGCCUGCGGCUCGGGAAUCCGCGCGGCCCAGCCUCCGCGACGCCGGAGGAAGCCCCGCCAGGCCCGGCCCCCGCCCGCCGCCCGCCGCCCAGACCCGGGGCCGGAACCGGGACCCGAGACCAGAGACCCGGGAGCCAGGUCCGGCGCGCAGAGCCGAGACGCGAACCUAGAGCCCCCGACCGGACCUGCCGCAGCCGGGCGCGCAGACUCCAGAGCCGGCGCGGAGCCCGGAGAGCCCGAGAGCCCGGAGAGCCCGAGAGCCCGGCCCGGCUUGGAGCCCGGAGCCCGGAGCCCGGAGAGCCCGGCCCGGCCUGGCACUGAGACACUGGGGCGCGGAGACCCGGACACCCGGACACCCGGACACCCGGAGACCCGAGACCCGGACACCCAGACACCCAGACACCCGGACACCCGGACACCCGGACACCCGGACACCCGGAGACCCGGAGACCCGGACACCCGAGACCCGGAGACCCGGACACCCGGACACCCGGACACCCGAGACCCGGACACCCGGAGACCCGGACACCCGAGACCCGGAGACCCUGAGACCCGGACACCCGAGACCCGGAGACCCGAGACCCGGAGACCCGGAGACCCGGACACCCUGAGACCCGGACACCCGAGACCCGGAGACCCGGAGACCCGGACACCCGGAGACCCGGACACCCGAGACCCGGACACCCGGAGACCCGGAGACCCGGACACCCGAGACCCGAGACCCGAGACGCGGAGACUCGGAGACUCGGAGCCCCGAGACCGGAGCCCCGAGACCCGGCCCCCCGCCCGCGCGCUCCCGGCCCGGCCGCGCUCCCAUUGCGCCCCUGCUUCUGGGGGCGCCGCGCGUGCGAGCGAGUGCGGGGCUCCGCCGGGACAGACGGCCGGACCGACGGCGGGACAGACGGCCGGGCCGGGCCCCUGCGCAGAGCUGCCCGCCCCCCGGCCGGCCGGCCGGACAUGUCCAUGCCCACGUGAAGAUGGAUUUAGCGCCCGGCGUCGUGUGGCUGCUCGCGGUGCUCGUGGAAGGCGUCUCCGGACAGGGCGUGUACGCCACCGGCCCACCUCGCCCACCCUCUGCUGCCAGUGCCCCCGGGCUGCAUUCCGGCCCGGGAAGUGGGUGGCGGUCGCGGCCGCGGGCACCGGCUGGGGAGAGGCGGCCGAGCGGUGGGACCCGAGCCCGGGCGCGUGGGGCGGAGGGCAGGGCGCCUGCCGGGCUCCCCGGAGGGCUCGGGCCUCUGCGGAGGCCCCUCUGGCGGCUGAGGACCGAGCCAGGGCGCCGUGGCCCGCGGGGCCGUGCGGGGCCUCGGUGCGAAGCCGGGUCCCUGUGCCCGGCCGUGUGCGCGGAAGGACGCUCGUUCCCAGGCUCUGGCUGCAUUGCGAGAGUCUCCGCCUGGGACGCGCGGCCAGGGCCACCGACGGGGGCGCGCAUCUACUUCUGUGCUCCCGAGGCUCGGCGGCGGGGCUGUCCGGAGAGGGGCGAGGGGCGAGGGGCGAGGGGAGCGGGGCUGGAGGGGCAGGGGGCCCGCGGGGAAGGAGGGCUGCGGGGUCUCGUUCUGGGCCCGGCGCUCGGUGCUGCUGCUAUGUCGGUGCCUGGGCUGUGCGACUGCAGGGAGGGGCCCCGCGAGCCCCGCACCCCCGGCCUCCCUGCGCGGCACGGCGGGCUGGGCCGGAGUGCGGGGGCCUGGCCUCCGGAAGCUCCCGGGGAGCCUGGGGGGCGCAGUGUUUGCAGACUGGCUGCAGGGGACACUCCCGAGCCUCGGCUGCCUGUCCCCGCUGGACUGCGGCCGGCCGGCGGACUGGGCGGGGGUUCCCGGCAGCCACGCCCCUCCCCAGUCUCCCCGCUUCCCUCCUCCGCGCUGCCGAGGCGUUUUUCACUUGA
This is a messenger RNA of Erinaceus europaeus (western European hedgehog), 2187 nucleotides long. RefSeq names its product collagen alpha-1(II) chain-like. The transcript has 3 exons. NCBI's taxonomy places the organism in Eukaryota, Metazoa, Chordata, Mammalia, Eulipotyphla, Erinaceidae. The record is from RefSeq and is a predicted model, not a curated record. The coding region runs from base 1 to 2187 and encodes 728 amino acids.